Heterotrigona itama is the source of this 3511-nucleotide messenger RNA. The record is from the annotation of a GenBank genome assembly. NCBI's taxonomy places the organism in Eukaryota, Metazoa, Arthropoda, Insecta, Hymenoptera, Apidae.
UGAGAACUCGCUAUGAAAAUGACAAAUAAGAGUUCACAAUCGUGCAACGAACGUUAAUUGUUAAAUGAAUGGAUCCGAAACGUGUGUUUUCCAUCGUUGUCACUUGAAAAUGAAACGAUUUCCACGGCUUCCGACAAAAAAUGGAUACAGAGGCUUUUAAUUUCGAGAUAAAUUGAAUCUCACGAGAGUCGCAUAGGUUAAAAUACUGUAUUAUUUUACACUCAAAAAAAUGUAAAUUCUGCUUGAAUAUUAAUUUUGCUCGUGUGUGCGGAAAAAGAAUGUAUUCUUCGUACAUAAAUGCUAAUGAACUGUCGUACGUGGAUACCAAUGAGUUGAGAAAAUAAGCAAUGGACACACUGAAAGUAAAAAGUGCGCUAGGGAAAACAUUUGACUUGUCCUUAAGAGGAAUCAGUAUUAAAUCUCUGAAGCAUGAAGUAAAUAUUUACCCAGAGAUACUUAACUUCUUACCUCCAAAGAAAGCGAAAUGAUUACAAAUCGCUCACAAAAUUGAAAACAUGAAUUCACAUUGUAACACCGUGAACAAAAAGCUGUAUCACAGAGGACAAAUUGAUGUGAUAGACAUGCCAGUACAAUUGACUUGCAAUUACAAGUACUUUCUCGUUUAUGAGGAUCAAAUAUCUAGAUUUGUUGUAUUGAAAGGUUUACACGGAAACACGGCGAAUGAAGCAGCUGUAAAACUAUUGGACAUACUGGCUAUUAUUGGAGCGCCGCAGGUAUUACAAAGCACUAACGGACGUAAAUUCGCCAAGGAAGUUGUGCAAGAGUUGCGCCUUCUAUGGAAAGACUUUAUGAUACUUCACGGGGAAAUUACCGAGGGGAAUGGGCAGAGCAGAGAUUUUAAAAGCUUGCUUGAAUGUUGGGUGAAGGAGAAUCCGACAAAGACAUGGCACGAAGCUCUGAAACACAUACAAAUCUUUCAAAAUUCAACGUUCCGUUGUGAAAAUGGAAAGAUUCCAUACGAUAUAUUAUUUGGAAGAAAUGUACACAAGGAGUUCCAAAAACGGACUAACGUGAUAAAUUCGACAAGAGAUAAUGUAUGGGCCGAAGAAGAAUGGAUUGGUUUGCUAUCCAACAAUCAAGAUGAAGUUAAGAAGGAAGAUAGGCAACAAUUUAUAGAAGACUCGACUUUUGCGAACGUCAGAGAUACGGAUACUUUCAAUGACUAUGAGGAUGAAGACUCUCAUAGUGAAACCAAGGAUGAACUUCAAAGGGACACUCCUGAUUUCAAUUUCGUGAAUGUUAAGAGUGAACCCUUGAACAUGCACACAGAAGACUUGUCAUUUGAGGAUGAAUCGGGAAUAGACGACAAAGUGUCGAACCUAGAGAACCAAGUUGACUUGAAGUGUAAAGUCUGCAAGAAACAGUACAUGAAACCUGGUCACUUAAAAAAUCACAUGAGAACGCAUUUAAAGGGAAAGAAGUUUGAGUGUAAACUAUGCAACAAAACGUUCCACGUUCUAAACUUGUACGAAAAACACAUGAGGCAAUCACACAAACAAAGUAAAUUGUCCAACUUGAGUAGAAGUAGGAGAAGCAAAAACUUGCAAGAUGGCGUGAUAUUAGACGCGAAAACACCUAAAUUGAGAGGUUUCACAGAGUUGAACGUUGACGAGACACAAUCCAGCGAAGCAAAUAACUGUACAAAGGUGGAAAGGAGUUUGAGUGUUCUGAAGGAGAAAAAGAAGAUCACUUCCGACAGUCGGUCAGUGAAACUAAAUGGAGAUCCAACUCUAGAAUGUUCAUACUGCAAUCAAAAGUUCAACUUUCCCAGCGUAUUGAAAAGACACAUGCGAUCUCACACGAAUGAAAGGCCCUACGUCUGUUUGAUUUGCAACAAGAGCUUCAAACAGCUAGGCCAUCUCAGCCAGCAUUCACUGACGCACAAAGAUUAUCGUUCUUUCCACUGUGCGGUCUGUGGGGUGAAGUUUGAGUCGCUGGGUUCACUGAAAGUCCACGCUCAAUCGCACAAAGAAGACUACAUUUCAAAGGCUAAAGAGACCUUCCGUCUGUUCGAGUGCGACAAUUGUAAAAAGGUGUUCACCACCAAAAGCGUUCUGGAGAGGCACAUACUCACCCAUUCUCACGAACGUCAGUUCCCGUGUUUCGUCUGCGGGAAGAGGUUCAAACAAGCGGGACACGUGAAAUCUCACAUGCUGGUGCACACGGGGGAACGGAAAUUCGAGUGCACGGUUUGUAAAAAGAGAUUCAGCCUCUCGAAUUCUCUGAAGAAACACAUGUACGUUCACAACGGUGAGAAACCGUACCAGUGCGACGUGUGUGGCGCGCGAUUCCUCGAGAAGAGGAACCUGAACGGACAUCUGAUGACCCACACGAACGAGCGUCCAUUCCGCUGUAAAAUUUGCGGGAAGAGGUACACUCUGGCGGACACGUUACGUCGGCACGUGAGCGCCGCCCACGAGGACGGACGCACCUAUCAGUGUGAGAUCUGUGCGAAAAUGUUCAAGCAGCUUGCUCACCUGUCCGUUCACAAAAAGGUGCACAACGACGAGCGGCCGUUCCAGUGUCAUUUGUGUGAGAAGAAUUUCAAGCACAAGAACGUACUUAAGUCUCACUUGGCCAUUCAUGCGAACGUGAGACCGUUCGAAUGCGACGUGUGCAAAGCCACGUUCGUGAGGAAAACGAAUCUGCAGACGCACAUUGCAUCGGCCCAUAUGAAUGAAAGACCGUACGUUUGUACCAUCUGUGGCAAGCGGUUCAAACAAAUUAGUCACUUGAACGGCCACGUGGUGGUGCAUAGCAAUUUAAUGCCUUAUCAAUGCGAUUUCUGUGAUCGGCGGUGCAACAGACUCGACAACCUGAAGAAACACAUGCGUCUUCAUACGAAGAACAAAGAAUAAGCAACGUGAGAUGAAAAGUCUUUGAAAAGAUAUCGCGGACUUAGAAUCUUUUCAACGUGAAACUAUCGAAAUUGGAACCUACGUAUAUCGUUAGUAAAGAGAAGUCGACGUUAAAAGCUUCCAUUUUCAAUCUAUGAUACAAUCUAUGACUAUGAUUCAAUCUGAUGACUUCCCCUGACUCACCCCUUCGAAUGAAUUAUGUUUAUAAUCAUGUAUGUGAUUGGUGUAUACUUAUAUAAAUUUUGAAUAUUUUUGUAUCUUACAAAAAGUCUUAAACAGUCUUGAACAGCACUGCUCUUUUGAAGAAAGAGAUGCCACACGUAGCCUAAGUAAGUGAGAACUGUUACCAGCAAUGAAAGUUUCGAAAGGACGCAGCUGCAAUAUUUUAUCAUAUUUUUCUCUGUAUUUUUACUAAUCGUAUCGUAAGUUCUUCUUCUUUUUUUUAUAUAUCGUUUUUAUUAUAUCACAAGUUAUAAUUUUGUUGUACAAAUAUAGAAAAUUGAAUUCCUAAAUUGAGAUCUGAAAUUUUUGAGAUUUACACGUGUCACGUAUUCUGAGAAAUUCCAUGUUAAAUGAGAUUAAUUCAAUUGCUUUAAGUCAUUCAUCAUUGUGUGUUUUUUUUUUUUUAAUAA